AUGGAAGGUCUCCUAUACUCUGCAGUCAGAUUUGAAGGUGUGCAACUUCAUAGUGGCAUUUCUCCAAGUUUUGUGUGGAACUUGUAUGAUGAUCAAUUACUCCGGUUGAUGGGAAAUGCCAUGGUCACGAACAUGGUCAUGGUCACGGUCAAGGCCAUGAUCACGAUCACCGGCAUAGUGGAGAUGGUCAUGACCAUGGAAGCCAUGACCAUAAUGACGAGGAUCAUGCUGGACAUAACCCAAAACCCCAAGUCACAGCUAAUGCACAUCACCACCAUCAUGAUAAAGAAUUUCUGGAACAUCAUCAUGAGCAUGAUCAUCAUCAUGGCCAUGAAACAGAUCUUACAGAGCCAUUGGUCAAGGCUUGCUGUGAUAUCAAUAGCGAGAAAGAGACACCACCAUCAUGAUAAAGAAUUUCUGGAACAUCAUCAUGAGCAUGAUCAUCAUCAUGGCCAUGAAACAGAUCUUACAGAGCCAUUGGUCAAGGCUUGCUGUGAUAUCAAUAGCGAGAAAGAGAGUGGGCCGAAACAGAAGAAGCGAUGGAAUAUUAAUGUACUGGGUGCUUAUCUUCAUGUGCUAGGCGAUUCGAUUCAGAGUGUUGGCGUGAUGAUUGGUGGAACGAUCAUAUGGUAUAAGCCCGAGUGGAAGAUCAUCGAUUUGAUAUGUACCCUUAUAUUCUCAGUGAUUGUGCUGGGCACUACAAUAAGAAUGCUUUGGAAUAUUUUGGAGGUUCUCAUGGAGAGCACACCGAGGGAGAUUGAUGCCACAAGGCUGGCACAGGGUCUGUGCGAGAUGGAUGAUGUGACUGCAGUGCAUGAGUUGCACAUCUGGGCAAUAACAGUCGGGAAAGUCUUGCUGGCUUGCCACGUUAAAAUAAAGCAUGAAGCCAAUGCGGACAUGGUGCUGAACAAGGUUGUUGACUUCAUCAGAAGAGAAUAUAACAUCAGCCAUGUCACUAUUCAGAUAGAGCGUGAGUAGAUGUUGAGCUAGUGAGAUGACCCAUCUGUAGUUAGGCAUCGAUGCACUGAAUAUAUGUGGAGAUCUUUGAAGGAUCUGGUGAUUCAACUUUUCUCGAUCACAAAGAUGAUGAGCACCUACACUAUGUUUCCUUGAGAAGCCAGCUGGAUCAACACUGAGGUUAAAUUUCAUCUCUUAAUUGUCCAGUUGACAUUAAACCUUUCACCAUGUAUAAAAUGCAGUGUGCACGGCCCUUGUUCGCAACUUUUGGACAUGCUACCCAUGCUUUUAUAUUGCCUGUGUUAAUUGA
Molecule: messenger RNA, 1267 nt
Organism: Eucalyptus grandis
Lineage: Eukaryota; Viridiplantae; Streptophyta; Magnoliopsida; Myrtales; Myrtaceae
Product: metal tolerance protein 1-like
Exons: 3
Coding region: 1-978 (325 amino acids)
Biological process (GO): zinc ion transmembrane transport
Cellular component (GO): vacuole; plasma membrane
Molecular function (GO): zinc ion transmembrane transporter activity
Source: RefSeq, a predicted model, not a curated record